GUCAUAGUGGGAACAAAAAUAAAACCCAACAAUCUCAACCAAACAAUCUCAACAAUCUCACCCAAAACUUGAGAUUUAAAAUAUCUGUAAAGUUAUAUCCAUUAUGUUAUGUUUUGUCAAAUAUAAGACAUCAUACCAAGAUCAUAUAACUGUCAUACCAACAUCAUGAUAUGACAGUGAUAUGAUGUUUCAUCUUCAUUUCAACUCAAAAUUCGAAGAAAAAAACUGUAUAGAAAGAAUGCAUUCAUUAGAUCCACACAACAAUAUCCAUUUUGUUAUGUUUUGAUAAGCAUAAGACCUCAUACCAACAUAAUAUUAGUGUCAUAUCAAUCAUAUCAGUGUUAUAUCAUGAUAUCAUGAUUAUACCAUAGUGACAAUAUCAUUACAUGAUGUCAUCAAAUUAUUUUGUUGAACAUAAGAUCUUAUAUCAACAUGGUAUUAUUAUCAUAUCAACAUCAUACCACUAUGAUAACAUACCACCGUCAGUGAUAAUAUCGUGAUGUAAGUGGUUAUAGUGAUGGUAUGAUAACAAAGAUUGUCUCUUCGAUGUUCCAGAAGAAGCAUCCUCUGUAGCAUCUUCCACAUCAUCCACGAUGGGAGAGCAACAAAGAAUGGUGGUUCCACGUGAUCUAUAUGAGUAUUGAAGCACUAUUGCGAAUAUUCCUUCUAGCAUUGGUGUGCCACCAAUAACCAUGGAGAUUCACACAUCGUUGAUGCAGAUGGUGCAACAAGCUGGGAGAUCCGAUAAAGGAGUGAUGAUGAUCCGGUGUAGCAGCUAAAGACAUUACUGGAGAUCGCAUAUUCUGUUCCAGGAGAUGAAGCCACCAAAAGUGCCAUUAGGUUGAGAAUAAUCCCUUUUUCACUGCCAGGAAAGACGAAGAAGUGUGAUGACACUCAAAUUAUAGUGUUUAUCACUCUCAUAUUUGAUACAUUUACCCCUUCUAUCACAACAUCUUUAGUAUAUUUUGUGUAGAAAUCAUAAAUAUGAGAUCAAUGUGAUUAUAGUGGACUUAGGAUGUGUUUUAAUAUCAUUUUAUCCCUUUUUAUUAUUUUGUGCUUUUCAAGGUAAAAAACACUCUAGAAUGAUUUGGAUUAGCAAUUGGCUCAAGUGUGAGGAUCAAGAGGGACAAUUACUAAAAGAUCAAGGUGAUUUGUUCAUUAAACGAAGCCAAAUGGAGGGGAAGUCUUCACGAAGAUGUCAUAAAAGCGCAAGAGGAGUCCACUGGAGACAUUUCAGCCUGAGCCUGCACAGAAACCCAUAGAGGCCUUGUGAUAGUGCCAACCGUCGCUAUGCCAAACCCAUCAAGUCGUGUUGAAAUUUCAGGUAGGAAUUACUUGUGGGCAAAGCAAGUUGAAUCCGAUGGAAUAUGCUUUAUUUCAUCCUUGAGUUAAUUAGGAAUCCAAGUCUCAGUGAUACCGGGAAGCUUUUGGCAGAGGUUUAGGAGGAGAAUACUUAAAAAUCCCUCUUCCUUCCACUAUAAGUAGAGGGUUAGGUUAAGAGAAUUAUUAGGCUGCAAAUUUCACUAAAAUCACUUUGUAUAACUCAAGCAAGGAGCCAGUCGACUUGAGGGAGGCUGGAUUAUCAUUCAUAUGAGGUAGCGACUAAGGUGAUUUCUUCAUCAUUGAUGGUACCAUCCUUUUGUUCCAUGUAUUGUUAGUUCAAAUUUUGUUGUUAAGGAUGUGAAUUCUAUUGAUGCUUUAUGCAUCUUCUUUCUAUAAUAUAAUGAGAUGCUUUGGUCAUUUUUAUUUAUUUAUGGUAUUCGAUGCUUAUACAAUUAGAUGCCUCAGUCAUGUGAUGCUUUUGUUAUUUGAGUAUCUUAAUUUUAUGAUACAUUAACAAUGUGAUGCCUCCAUCAUCUAUUAUGUGCAAUCAUAAUGUUGUUUCAAUUUUGAGUUAAGUUGCCAGGAAACUACAUCUUGUGUGAUAUUUCAUUGUCUUAGACUUGUAUGGAAUGGAAUGAUCAACCAUUUAUGCUCGACUAAGUUCAAUGUUUGAUACCUUAGAUCUUCAAUGCUAUACACCAUUGGUUUGUAGAAGCCCUAAAUAGUUAAUGUGACCCAUACUCCAUGCUUCCUUAUAAUUACCAACUAAACAUGUUUCUGUUUUUCAUUUUCAUGUUGUUGUGUUUGUACCUCUGUUGUCACAACUUUGCAGCACCAACAACAACAACAACAAAAUUGUACUAAACGUGACCCUUGGUUUGUGAUAUUUUACAGUACCGAGGUUAAAUCACAAAAAUCGUUUACCGGCAAUAUAUCAUUGCAUCGCGCGCACCAUCUCGAAGAUCAAUCAAAAGAAAUUCGGGUCAUCACAAAAAGUUGUGGUGUCAUACUCACCAAUUGUUAUAAGUUUUCUUCUUUUCGCCACUACACAAAACCACAAGGUACAAUGGAGCCGAUCAUCACUUGAAUCAUCAUCAUACAUGCAUAUAUAUUAAUUCACUCACUCAACCCAGCAAACAACAACAACAAAAAAAUUCUACUUUCUUUUUUUUCGUACUAAUUAACAAGACUUGUUUUUUCCCUUCCAGUGGUCCUGACAAUGGGUGGUUGGAGUUGUGUGGUGCGCCAAUUAAUAACUCCAUCCCUUCCCUUCCCUUCCAUUCCAUCUGCUGUUGGAUUAACACAUUCAAAAAACGAACUCUCCUUCCUUCUUCAUCUUCCCCAAAAUGGCCAAUCAUCCUCCUUAAGCACUCCAUUCCCAUUUCCAGCUCUAAUCCAUUCUUCCACGUGCGUUCACAUGGCAGACUUCUCUUUUUUCCUCCCUCUCAUAAUCACCAAACCACAGUGUCAAAAAAAAACCCAAAUCAUAAUCAACCCUCAACGUAAUCAUGGCUGAUGAUCAAUGAAAGAUUAAGGUUAGAGAUCAUGAAUUGAUAUGGAAACCUGGCAAGGUAGAUGUGGGAACUGAUACAUACAUAUAUAGCUCUGCAUGCAUUUACUACUAGAAAGAAAAGCAAAGGAAGAAAGACAAAUCUAUCAGAAUUAAAGAUGCCUCCUUUCCUUUCUGGGGGAACAUGAUGCACUCUUCUAGAAAAAUUUCGCCAUCCUCUCUCUCUCUCUCUUUAACUCUUUACCAGCUAUAGAUAUAUAGCAGUAAAUAACUCAAGAAAACAACCCAUGAAAGCUACUACAGCUUGCUAUAGCUUGAAACGUUGAAGAUUGCUAGUUGGUGGUGGUGACAGUACUGAUCAAAACCCUAAUGAUGAUUAAUUGAAAACUCCAUCUUCUUGACAAGUCGCCAUUAAUUAGUGUGUGCAGUACUAUACUAUACAGUUUCUGAUGCAUUAGUGGUGGGAAAUUAAAUGGGAGAGGAGGGGUUGAGUGUUUAUCUCGUAAGCAAAAACCUCUCUCUCUCUCUCUCCACACCUAACUUUUUUGGUGUGGAAAUUAACUAAAAACUUGUUGGUAAUUAUGAGUUUAUCUUUGGAUUUAUGUAUAAUUUAGCACGACAGAAAGAGUUAUUAAUAAGAACGACAAAUUAUUAAUCGAUCAUACUAGUACUUAUGCAUGCAUUGAUUAUUAGUCACUAAUACCAAUAUUCAUCAAAGAAAGAAACUAUCAUUACCCUCUCCCUCUAUAAAUACACACACAAGUCUGUCCCAGUGUUCUUGGCAUCAUCUCUCUUUUCGUCGUUUUCCACUCCAAGAAAGAAGAAGAAGAAAUAAUGUCAUCUACGGCAGUGAGCCAACUGUUUGAUCUUCCAGCGGGAGAGCAGAUCUGCUAUGUCCAGUGUGGAUGCUGCACCACCAUUUUGCUGGUGAGCGUGCCAUGCAGCAGCUUGUCGAUGGUGGUAACAGUGAGAUGUGGGCAGUGCACCAGCCUGCUGUCUGUGAACAUGUUGAAAGCCUCUUUUGUUCCCUUCCAUCUCUUAGCUGCUUCUCUGACGAAGCAACAAGAACAAGAACAAGAACAAGCAGCUGUUCAUCUCAACCGCAUCAUCAACAAACCUCCAGAGAAAAGGCAGAGGGCUCCAUCGGCUUACAAUCGCUUCAUCAAAGAGGAGAUCAAAAGGCUGAAAGCUGAUAACCCCAAAAUGCCUCACAAGGAAGCUUUCAGUAUGGCUGCCAAGAAUUGGGCUCACUUCCCACCAGCUCAUUACGACGACAACGAGAUCGGAUUUGAUAAGCAGCAGCUGCAAGAAGGAGGAGAUCAUAAUCAAGAUCCACAGUACACCUAAAUUGUUGGAACAACUUUGAUCAGCUGGUACAGAAUUGCUAAUUAAUUUCUUUUUAUGUACACGUAGCUAGUAAUGAUGAUUAGAGAAGAGAAGGGUGCAUAAAUUUCUGUAUGUUGUGCAGAUUUUCAGGUGAGCAUACAAGAUAGCAAAGUGUUUUGGGAGGGGAAUUAAUUAACCUUCCAUUCCAUAUAUAUACGGCAAAAUAUCAAAGGAAAAGCUUCAAAUUAAGCUUGGGGCAUAUUAAUUAAUACUGUUCUGUUCCAAUUGGUGCAAUAUGAAAAGACACUCUUGUAGUAAUUAUUUUAAUGAAAUACCUACACCUUCCUCUCUCUAUCGUAUAAUAAUAAGCAGGAAAGCAGCUAUAUAUAGCAAGUAAAGGGCUUUUCUAACUUUUUUUUAGGGUUAGGGUUUGCUGUCAAAUCUCAUGUCAAAUUGUGGCAUAUAUAGAUGCCCUUGGGAAUUGAGGCAUUUUGAGCUGCGCGCACACUCACUCACUCAACUUUCUAUCAUCACUACUCUUUCUUGGGAAGCCUACGAUUCAGCUUCACCAUGUUUAUCUACCUAGCUAUAGUUUUGCUUCUUCUAGUACUCGGGUAGUUUGGAUGUGGGAUUCUAUCGGAUUAAUUUGAUUGAUCACUUAUCUCCGUUUGAGAUAAUUGAAUCGAAUUGUCUCGGCACAAAACUCUAAUGAAGCAAUAUGGCUGAUGAAUUACUAAUUGACUCGUUUUAACGCAAUUAGAAUUGUUUGGGAUGAGGCAUAUAAUUCUAAUUGGCUCGUGGACCUAUUUUUUAAAAAAUGUAACAAUUAGUCAAAUUAUUUCCUUUUUCAUUUGAUCCAUCCAAAUGAUAAAGCGUGCAUCUUUUUCUCAACAGGUCAAUUAAAAACUUCCACUUUUUUUAAUACCUUUUCUUAUUAGCUAGGGUUUGCAAAAUAAGAUCGAUGUUCGUAAACAACAAAAUGAGUUUUGAAAUGAGUAGGUAAUUUUCUCUCUAUCUUAUAUACGAAAUAGAUUCUUUUGUCAGAAAAUCAUAGGAUACUGAUUAGUAACAAGUUGAUCAGAUUCAGUGGUCUGAUUGAAGCUUCCCAGUCGGCAAUGCAGCAAGAGGCGGAUGAUGCCUUGCUGCUGCAGCUUGAAUUUUGUCGUACGUUGGUGGUGAUGGUGGCAACAAUGAUGAUGGCAAUGAAACAUAAUUUUUAUCCCCCGUUUUGUGCAUAAUCAUUCUAGUCAGAAAAAAAAUGGACAAUACAAGAGGGAGGAGGUGGACAAGCACAAGUGUAUUUGUCUAAAAGUGGGAGCCAAAAAGAGGAAACAAACAAGACAAAGACAAAAUCGACCGGCCUUUAUUAUUGAUGGUGUGUAUUGUUACGACUUCUAGCCAUUGUGAAAAAGCGCUCGGACUAAAAGGAGUCGAGAUGUGUGGAGAAUGAGAAAUGGUGGGAAGCAUCAUUUUGAUCGGUAUGUGCAACAUUGUACCGUAUUAGUGGUCUGGCUAGAAAAUUGUCUACUCAGAUACUCAAGUCGAUACACAAUUUUAACAGUACAAAAUAACCACUUAAGAUUAAA
This is a messenger RNA of Linum trigynum, 5745 nucleotides long. Lineage: Eukaryota; Viridiplantae; Streptophyta; Magnoliopsida; Malpighiales; Linaceae. The record is from the annotation of a GenBank genome assembly.